AUGGCAACAGGAACACCAACAACUAAUUCUCAUAGUGGAAAACAUCGAUUAGAACCUGAAAUAGAAAAAUAUCGUUUAGAACUUAAUUGGACUAAAAUUCUUGAUAAAUUAAAAAGUGCAAAAGUUUCAGAAUAUGUUAAAUUUUUGGAAGGAGAAGCUCAAUUAGAAUAUUAUUUACAACAAUAUCCAUUAACUGAUUAUCGUCAUAUAGAACAAUCUCAAAAUGAUUUAAUUCGUGUUGAAAAUCUUCUUAAAUGA
Rotaria sordida is the source of this 258-nucleotide messenger RNA. The record is from the annotation of a GenBank genome assembly. Lineage: Eukaryota; Metazoa; Rotifera; Eurotatoria; Philodinida; Philodinidae.